GAUGGUCUUUUAGAUGCUUAGAGGCUCAGCGAGAUGUUGCACAGAAGCACCUCGUCGAGACGUAGGCGAGCGUCGCGUUCUGCGGCGGCGUCGCCGCAGACGCGGGGGACGCGCAGUGCUGCCACAUCUCCCGGACGUCGCGCGAGCAUUGCGGUGUCGCCGGUUGAUGGGGAACGCGCCUCCAGGAGCAUGUUGGCGCCGGAAAUGAACCGCAGCCCUAGACACAGCAUCAUUCCCGACAUAUCGUUCGAUACUAGAGAGGAUAACGAUGCGCCUAUAUCGCAUAACAGAAGUUCGCGUCAUUGCCUGGCCCCGGACUCCCUAAGCCCGCGCAACAGCCUGGUACCAGACCCUUCCGCGCUUAGAAGUCCCCGCCACAGCCUGGUGCCAAACGACUCUUACUCCCGCUCCCCUCGCAACAGCCUGGUCCCGGACGCAGCCCUCAGCCCUAGAAACAGCCUCACCCCUGUACACGACGGCUACAAUCGCAGCCCGAGAAACAGCCUGGUCCCAGACGCGAAUAGAAGCCCUAGACACAGCCUCACCCCGGAAAACAACGUCUACGGCUCUAGAUUGAGCAUCGCGCAGGAUUACAACCGAAGCCCUAGGAACAGCCUGGUCCCCGAUACAAACAGAACACCCAGGACACCAUCAGAGUCCACGUUGUGGAAUGGAGAGGUGGAAAUCAGCCGCAGUCCCCGGCACAGCAUAGCCCCAGAGGCUCAAAGAAGCCCCAGGGGCAGCAUUGCUCCGGAGAACUUGUGCGUGAAAACCAGCCCCAGGGGCAGCAUUUGCAGCGAGUACGUGGACAGGAGCCCACGUGGUAGUAUAGGGCCCGAAAACGGGGAGAGUAGGAAUUCGAGGGGGAGCUUGGCAAGGAGUAAUUUGGCCACUGAUGAGUGUGGGAGGAGUCCUAGGGGAAGUUUGACCUUGACGUUUCAGGAACCCCCUGCCAAAGAAAGAAGAAGCAGCGCCGAUAAUGCUACAGGGGCCCGACGAAGCACCUCACCUUACAGAUCGGCAUCAAGAGGCACUAUGAACAUGGGUUACAGCGGCAACAGCGGAUUCUCAGAAAUGGGUUCAAGACGGGCUAGCAGUUCAGUGAGUCAGGUGGGCCUGCCGCAGGUGUCCGGUGACGAGCAGAGACGGCUCUGCGCCGACCAAAAGUACGGACCUGCAGAUCCGGGCAUGGGCCUAGGAAUAGCCCUCACCACCUACGGUUCAGUGGCGUACCAGCUCAAAGACGCCAACCUUGAGGCUACGGGGACCUGCGACUUCGUCUGCAAGGCCAUGAGCAUCGUAAACAAGACCGUGGUUGUAACCAUCGUGCUGGUGUGUUUGUCCAUAUUGCCCGUAAUCAUGCUUAUAAUGGGCAUUCAAUUUCUGCGGGACUGUCCGCGCGAGCCCAACAUACCCAUCUACAUGGUAGUGGGCGGGGGAGUGGGCUGCGUGAAAAUGGGCUUGACCCUCUACAGCCAACUUCACACGCGUCGACUGGACGUGGCAACCAUGAACAACGCCACCUCCAUAGGAUCCAAGGUGGCGUCGGUCGCGCUGACAGUACUACUGAUCACGUGGUUCGCCUUGGGCAACUACUGGAUCCUGAGAAUCAAGUGGCCCGAUUACGCGCCGACCCUGUUCGAUCCCAACAGAUGGUGCCACCGCACUCUGUACGUAUUCUCUUUGGUGCACUUGUGCAUCAUGUACUCCUUGAUAGGGAUUGUUGUGCUUCUGGUUGUUGUACUCGCCGGCUGUCAGUUGUUUGGUUGCCCAUGGCUUGGUCCGGCCAGGUACAAAUAGCACAAAAACCCUCCCGACUAUUUCGAGCUGUGGGACGUACCCCGCACUUAUCAUUGAAUUUUUUGCUCAAUGUAGAAAUGUUUUCAUUCGAUGGUAAUUUAUUACUUAAUUUACUCUUAAAGAGUGUCUUAAAAAAAAAAAUCGGAAAAAACAGCCCAUACAAAACAGUAUGUAUCAUUCUAAUCUGGUGCGCACGUGACGUCAAAUGCCCGUUUUUGUGUAUCGUGUACACGGUGCUGUUCUGAGAGGUGAUUCUUGGACUUUCUUUGAAACCUAAUUUUUUUUAUAUUCUUGUUAAUUAGGUCAUAACUAAAAUUUUAAGAGCAAAAUAAAAAAAAUUUGACGGUUUGAAUUGUUUUAAUUGCCGGUUUAUUAAAAAUAUUAUGCACUCUUUCAAUUAUCCAAUUAAAACUGGCGAUUUAAUUUAAAUAUUUAAUAUUUGCAUAACUAAAAAAAAGGUUUU
Molecule: messenger RNA, 2263 nt
Organism: Brassicogethes aeneus
Lineage: Eukaryota; Metazoa; Arthropoda; Insecta; Coleoptera; Nitidulidae
Source: the annotation of a GenBank genome assembly